AUGUGGAGAUCGAGUUUCAGAAGGCUCUAUCAUGAUUCGGACCAAACCCUCAACUUUAGGACCGGACCCCGCUACAACAAUUCAGUUGUUGGCGGAGGAGGACUCAAUUAUGCUCCCAGUCACCACCGGCGCUCCUCUGCUGGAGGAGGUGGUGCUGAAGGAACCAGUUAUAGGAUUUUGUGUCAAGAAGUUAAAGUAGGAAGUGUGAUUGGGAGGUCUGGGAGAGUAAUUAAUGCCAUUGAGCGCACAGGGGCCAGGAUCAAUGUUCAUGAGUUGAUUCCGGGGGAUGAAGAGAGGGUUAUUGAGAUUUUUGAUAACCGAAGGCAGGACCUUUACAGAGGUGAACCAGAGUUUUACCCUACUCAGGAGGCAUUGAUCUUGAUACAUGACCGGAUUUUGGAGAUUGACGUGUGUAAUGUAGGGUUUGGGGAUCAUGUAAACACAGAGUUUGAGCCUCAGGGCGGUGGUGGGAAUGGUAACAGGGUGAUAACAAGGCUGGUGGUGCCGCGAAUGCACGUGGGGAGUUUGCUAGGGAGGGGAGGGACGAUAAUGGAACGAAUGAAGAUAGAGACUCAUACCCAUAUCAGGGUUUUACCCACAUAUCCCCAUUCGCCACGUUGUGUGGCAACAUCGGAAGAGAUUGUUCAGGUUGUUGGUGAUAAGAAUGCUGUGAAACAUGCUAUAGGAAUAAUAUCCACGUGCUUGAGAGAGAGCCAACAUCAUUAUGGAAACCAUUUCCAUAAUCGGCUAAAUUCACCUCUGCGUUUAUCCCCUACCAAUGAUGCAUUAAUUCCACACACGAAUAGUAGGGCAAGAAGAUCAUCUGUUGAAGGACCUAAUCUUGGUUCAGAGUUCUCAUCUGGUUCCAAGAGCAAUAUUACAUUAUCCCAUUCAUCUGGAGAUGCCUAUGAAUCUGGACCUGCUCUAGCUCAAAAUGCACACUCGUUUUCUGGUGAGGGCAUAGUGUUUCGUAUACUUUGCCCAGCUGACAAGGUUGAUACUAUUGCUGGAGAGUCAGAUGGGAUUGUUGAUUUGCUUCGAAAUAAAGUCGGUGUUGAUGUUAAGGUUUCUGAUCCAGUUGAUGGCACAGAUGAGCAUGUAAUUAUUAUUUCAUCUGAUGAGGAUCUUGAUGAUGCGAUGUUUCCUGCUCAAGAAGCUUUGAUGCAUAUUCAGACCUGUAUUGUUGAUAUUGUUCAAGGAAAAGAAAAUUUUAUUAUUACCCGUUUACUUCUGCAAUCAGAUGAAGCUGGAUGCUUACAGUUAAAAGAUGGAAUGUUAUCUGCGAUGAGGAAAAUAACAGGUGCAAACAUACAGAUCCUGCCUAAAGAAGACGUUCCACUAGGUAUAUCAGGGUCCUACGAGAUUGUACAGGAGUUGCUUAAAAAGGAUCUAGCACCACCUUCUGUUUCAUCUACUAGUCCUAUGACGGGUAUUGUGAAACCUGAGGCUGAGUCUAGAAAAAAAAUAACUUCUCUAGAAACACAUGCCGGAAACAAUCUGGUCAUUUCUAUUAAGCAGAAUAUAACAACUGCAGAAGCGGCUCAGCAAGUGAAAGACGUGAGGGGAUUCAGGAAUACAAUAGUGAAUCUAAAUAACAGCAAGUUUCAUGGAGAUACACCGAUUGCAUUGAAUAGUCUCUCAGUGCCAGCUGUCAAUGAAAGUUUGCUGGAAGUUGUCAUACCAACAAGUGUGGCAUCUAAGCUUGUUGCAGAAUCAAGCAACAAGUUCACUUUGAUCAGUCAUCUAUCUGGAGCAGAUGUUGAACUGAUUGAAGAUAGACCUGAGGUAACAGGGAAGAUUGUUCAAAUUACGGGGGAUACUACAGAGCAAACCGAGAGAGCACACAUCUUGCUUCAAGGAUUUAUUUCGAAUGUCCUUCAGAUUACUGUAUUCUACUCCACUAUCCAGGCAGGCAUGGACAGCCCUGUUAAACUAAUGAGGUUGGGGAAAAAGGAUACCAGUCCGCCAUCGCCACAGCGGUCGCCACCACUUCCACCUCCGCUAGUCUUUGGUACAUUCGAAAUAGGAGUUUACAUACACACACAUAUGGCUAAUUUACAAAAGCUUGAAGUAAUUCUCACAACGACUAUAGAUAAGCUAGGAAAAGCUGGUGAAUCGGUCAGGGUGGCACCAGGAUAUUUUCGGAACCAUUUGAUGCCCAAGUUGUUUGCCUUCCCGACUAUUGAUAAGUUUGCACGUCUCGUUAGUGAGCAGCGCAAGAUGUACCAACCCAAGGAUGUUGAAGAGGUUAAAGAAGUUUCAAAGACAGAGGAAGACCGGAUGAAAGAAUAUCAGUUAGCAGCGAAUCGCCUUGAUAGUGCAAGGCUGAGUCUAAGAAGGUUUAUCAUAGAAGGAAAGGGUAAUGAAUUGCGUCAUCCCGUGACGAAAGAAGAAAUAUUAGCCGAGGUUACUAGGCAGCUUCAAGUGCACAUUGAACCUGAAAAUUUGCAAUUGCCGACUCCUUUAUCUUCUUUAGGAGAAUACGAGGUGCCAAUUCACCUACCGAAGUCCGUUCCUAAUCCACAAGGAAAAGUUCAGUGGACUCUCAGCGUCAAAGUUAGGAAACGGUAA
Molecule: messenger RNA, 2571 nt
Organism: Fraxinus pennsylvanica
Lineage: Eukaryota; Viridiplantae; Streptophyta; Magnoliopsida; Lamiales; Oleaceae
Source: the annotation of a GenBank genome assembly